GAGCGGGGCCGGUGGGGCCGGGGACGAUGCUGCGGUGCGGGCUGAGCCUUGUGAGCCGCGGCCUCUCCGCUCCGGCGUCUGGCGGGCCCUGGCGCCGGCUGCCCAGCGUUGUCACGAUGGCUGAGGAUUGGAAAGCAGCGGUGGCCAGCCAGACGAAGAGACUGAACAGCAGCAGUGAGGUGGUGGAACGGCUAGAGGAGAACGGGCACCAAGUUAAGAGGCUGAAGAAAGAUGCAGAUGAGGAGGAUGUGGAGGAUCAGAGUAAAAAGACACCCAAGAGGAAGAUUGUGUUGUUGAUGGCGUAUUCGGGCAAAGGCUACCAUGGGAUGCAAAGAAAUGUGGGAUCUUCACAGUUCAAGACAAUUGAAGAUGACUUAGUAUCUGCCCUUGUUCAGUCAGGCUGCAUCCCAGAAAACCAUGGGGAAGAUAUGAAGAAAAUGUCUUUCCAGCGGUGUGCUCGAACAGAUAAGGGUGUGUCUGCAGCUGGACAGAUUGUAUCUCUAAAAGUCAGGCUAAUAGAUGACAUCUUAGAAAAGAUCAAUAACCAUCUUCCUUCUCACAUCAGAAUUCUGGGUCUGAAGAGAGUCACUGGGGGAUUCAACUCCAAGAACAAAUGCGAUGCCAGAACAUACUCUUACAUGCUGCCAACAUUUGCCUUUGCCCCUAAAGACCACGACGUGCAAGAGGAGGUUUAUCGACUGGACAAAGAGACCCUCAAAAAAGUCAACGAACUCCUGGCAUCCUACAAAGGAACACACAACUUCCAUAACUUCACAUCUCAGAAGGGACCCAAGGACCCCAGUGCCAAGCGGUACAUCAUGGAGAUGCAGUGUGGAGAGCCAUUCAUGAGGGAAAACAUAGAAUUUGCAGUGAUCAAAGUGAAAGGUCAGAGUUUCAUGAUGCACCAAAUAAGGAAGAUGAUUGGGCUGGUGAUAGCUGUUGUGAAGGGUUAUGCUGACGAGUCCAUCAUAGAGCGCAGCUGGGGAGAGGAGAAGGUGGAUGUCCCCAAAGCUCCAGGACUAGGGCUGGUCUUGGAAAGAGUACACUUUGAAAAAUACAACAGACGUUUUGGAAAUGAUGGGCUGCAUGAGCCACUGGAGUGGGCAGAGGAGGAGGAGAAGAUUGCUGUGUUCAAGGAGCAGUAUAUCUAUCCUACGAUUAUCAACACAGAAAGGGAGGAGAAAUCCAUGGUGAACUGGCUAAACACCCUCUCCAUUCAUGACUUCAGCUCUUCUGCUGCUGGGAUUCAAGCUAGCAACAAAACAUCAAAGGGCAGCAGCGAUCUUGAGGGCAGUGAUGGUUGUGGUGAUGAUUCCGACUGAGCCAGUAAAGGGCUGGAUGUGAAACCCUUACUGUUUGCCAUUCCCUUUGUCUACAAAAAAGUGGCCUUUCUAAAUUCAAGAAUCCAGUAAAGCAGGGGUUUGUGUGCUUGCAGAACAUGAACUGGAUGCCCAGGAGAAACUGGGUGGGGAAAACAGUGCAGUAUAAAAAGCAAAAGAGACUUUUUUAUACCACUGACUGAUGCACCUGACUGGUAUACUUGAAAAUAAUGAGACAAGAAAGAAGCUUUCUAAAAGAAUCUUGUAAUGCAGGAUACCUUAAUAGCUGUUUGAAUAACGUUUUUAUUAUAUGUUUACCUGGAAAAUAGUAUUUUAAAUUUGUACAAUCUCUACAAAAAGGGGCAAAUAAUUUUAAUAUACUCUUUUUUUAUUAUUAUUGCUAUGACAUCGUGAACUUUUGGUGGUUUUUUUACUUUUUUUUCUCCUUUACUUAGCCUGAUCUCCGAACACCAUUAAGCUUUUAUUUUGCAUGUCAUCUGUGACUUUCCAGUGGAAUAACAUGCAUGGGUUAGGAACCCCUCAUGCAAACUGCUGUGAAUUCUUUUGCUAUUGGAACACAUUUCCUGUGUUUUCUAAAACUUUGCAAGUCUAAAAGAAAAUAUUCCUUGGUCAGUGAGAGGUCUUAAUUUUGAAACGUGGACUGAAACAUGCAUUUCAAGAUGAAACCUCUUUGGAAGAUAUCAUCCCCCCAGCAUCACCCACGUGCCUGGGCAGACUCAAGAACAUGGAUCCACAGCUAUGUGUGUAAUUGGGCCUUUACUGCCCCAGGUGUUGUUUCACAGAGCUUUGUUUGAGGCGUGACAAGAUGUAAAUCAAUUGUUAGGACUGCAAUUCAAAGUGUGCAGCCAUGGAUGUUCUAGUGUUGCUCACGUUGGAUCACUGAAUGCAUUCCUGCUGCUUUAGUAUUUCUGUUCUUGAUCAAAACUAUCUAAGCAUCUGCUAGAUUUGGGGUUGAAUCAAUGUAGCAUGUACAAAAGGAGUGGUGCUGACUCCCUCUGGGCUUUAAUCAAGCCUGCACUCACCUCAUGUGAGCGAACUCUUAGUUCCCAUCAGGCUGCUCAGAGCAGAGGGCUCUGUCGUGCAGCGAUAUUCGGAAGCACGUGUCUGAUCUGGGCUUUUAGUUUGAUGUCUUUCCCCAGCUGUGUUUUGGCUUGUGGUUCUUGUUUCCAACUCCGUAAAGGCCGUGGAAGAAGCAGCAAGUAAAGCCAGCAGCCUUCCUGUCCCCUCUACCCGUGGAACACUUGGAAUGAGUGGAGUAAGACUCUCCAAGCUUUUGGGUAUUAGUACAAGUGUGUUUUAUACUUCCCUGGCUGGGUCUGUAUGGAGACUUGUUUUGUAAUAUUGUCAUUACUGAGUAUGAGGAGUCAACUCUUUGCUCCUUCAUUCAGUGGUUUCUGGCCAAAGCCUCUAAUUUUAUGGCUUCUUCUGGGAUUAGGUUUUUUGUUUUAAUGAGAGCGCAGCUGUCCCUUAAAAGGUAUUUCCUUGUUAAUUUUAUCUGGGUUUUCAUUAGAGUGUUUUAUUUGAUCACUAAGGCCUUUCUUUGCUGUAUCAAACAGCAGUGUGAGAGUGGUCUGUAGAGGGACUCUACCUAGGUUUUCAUUUCUGUCCCUUGCUGGUUCAUGACACUGACCUCAUCUGCGUUGGUCUUCGCUCCAGAACUCUUUAAUCUUUCCAUCUGAGGAAAAAUACCUUCAUUCGCCCCUAAUAAAUGCCCCCAAACGGA
Apus apus (common swift) is the source of this 3063-nucleotide messenger RNA. It is a transcript of the gene PUS1, whose product is annotated as pseudouridine synthase 1. The transcript is spliced from 6 exons. Bases 27 to 1322 code for a protein of 431 amino acids. NCBI's taxonomy places the organism in Eukaryota, Metazoa, Chordata, Aves, Apodiformes, Apodidae. The record is from RefSeq and is a predicted model, not a curated record. Gene Ontology annotation, biological process: tRNA pseudouridine synthesis; mRNA pseudouridine synthesis. Gene Ontology annotation, cellular component: nucleus. Gene Ontology annotation, molecular function: RNA binding; pseudouridine synthase activity.